AGCCCCGUUUACACUGCCCGAGCAUUCGUCGCAAACAGGAGUGACGAACGAUCAUUCGUUCGAGGCUCAGGCAGUGUAAACAGUUUCGGCGAGCCGAGCAAGGUCGAAUCGAAUGCUCGUUCGUGCUCGAGCCUGAUCCGCCCGAUGUCGGUUUUCCGGCGAAUCGUCAAAGGGAUGCUCGUUCGCCGCUCGCUCAGUGUAAACACCUCGGGUUUCUUCGAACAGCGUUCACCGAAUUCUGUUCUUGCCUACUGGCUGUCGAGUUCACACGUCUCCCAUUUCGAGUGUGGAAUUCCUUCUUUAGUUUAUUCUGUGUAGUAAUUUUUCGUGAAAGCAGCAUGGAGUGGGAGAAUGAAAAGUGCCUCCUUUUAGUUUCUCUUUAUGAGGGGCACCCAGAGCUGUGGCAGCCGAACCACAAGCUGUACUUCAACAAAAUUAAAAAAAAUGACGCUUGGGAAGCUAUAGCGACGCAGUUGGAGACGACAUACGACACCGUCAAAAGCAAAAUAACCUCCUUGUUGGCUUCCUUCAGGAGGGAGAAGAACAAGGAAGAAACUUCAAAAGGGACUGGAAAAGGUGCAGACGAGAUCUACAGGAGCAAAUGGUUUGCUUACGAAGCUUUUGGGUUUUUGAAGGAUAAGAACAAGUUCAAGGAAACCAUCAACUCAUGUACUUCACAAAACGCUUCAAAGGAGAAUGAUUCACAGGUUGAGCUCAUUCAGGAAGAGGACGACAAUACAAGUGAAUCUGCUUCCCAAAUUACUCAAACCCUCCCUCAUCAGCAAUCUCAAGAGAUACGAUCGGCUUCCAGUCAAACGGCACUGGGUUUUGCAAAGCCUACUCCAAUGAAGCGCAAAAGAACGCCAGCCUCUCCACGGUCUCAAGUUGACGAGGUGGUCGGCAUACUGCAUAAUGCUGUGAGGCGUGAUGCUUGUGAUGUGUAUGGUGAGCAUGUUGCGAUGAAAUUAAAAUCUUACUCCAAGAGGACACAAGCGUUUGUCCAGCACCACGUCAACAACAUUCUUUUCGAAGCCGACAUGGGCCGCUAUGACGAACUUCCUCAUCAAAAUCACCGGUUUAUCUCAUCAGUUUCGCCGAAUUAUUCAGCCUCUCCGUCCCCUGCUACUACGUUUUCGUCAGCGAAUUCUGGCCCACCUUCUCCGGCUAUUUUACUACAUCCACAACAGACUACACCAGAGUACAGUGGGGACUCUACUUCACCUCUGUCCUCUCUUCCUACAUACCACCAUCUAGAACCUCAACCCCCCACCACAGACCAUUCACAUCAAUCAAGCAGUGAUGAUGCAGAUCCGCUCGCCUCCGUAUUUGCCUCGGAUCCUGGAACUGGGGUACCCUCAGAAGCAGGAACAUUCUUUUCCUCGUUCUGUUAAAAUAUUCACACGUUUGCACUUUAUUCAAUAGUUCCGUUCAACGUUUUUCAUGUACUUAUUCCAAAUAUAUAUAUUUCCAAAAAUAAAAUUAUAUUAUACA
Homalodisca vitripennis (glassy-winged sharpshooter) is the source of this 1491-nucleotide messenger RNA. RefSeq lists its product as uncharacterized. The transcript is spliced from 3 exons. The record is from RefSeq and is a predicted model, not a curated record. NCBI's taxonomy places the organism in Eukaryota, Metazoa, Arthropoda, Insecta, Hemiptera, Cicadellidae. The coding region runs from base 339 to 1391 and encodes 350 amino acids.